AAGACACAACAAUAAAGUUUAUAGCAACACUUUGGGCUGAUUAUUUAUCGACAUCGUCAAAAUGCCCUCGGAAUAUGACGUCCCCGCGGGCAGACUCAAGCUAAAGUCGGAUUCCCAGAUUAAAAAGAAAAAAAAGAAACAGGAAAAGCGUGAAGAUGCAGAAAAGCUGGAAAAGGCUAUUCAAGAGCAGCAAAAUGCGGAAACACAAACAGGAACUGGACGGAAACUGACCAAUGCUGAAUUGACCUUUAAGAAAAUGCAGGAAAAAAUGCAAAACAAACGAAUUCUGGAAAAAGCCUCAAUGACACACAAGCAGAGAGUGGAGAAAUUCAAUGAGCAUUUGGACGGUCUCACGGAACAUUUCGACAUCCCCAAAGUCUCAUGGACCAAAUGAAUACAACCAAAAUUGCCAUCUUCGCUUGAGUUUUCCUGUAAUUUAAAGUUGCGUAGAAUUGUCUGGAGGAAUGGAAUUUGUAUAAACAUUAACAAGUUAAGCGCAGUUGCCAUUAUGCUAAGAAAUUUAAACGGUGAAUUCCGAAGAAUAAAAUUGUGCCGGAGUAAUU
Messenger RNA from Hermetia illucens (black soldier fly), 563 nucleotides. Its product is annotated as protein FAM32A-like. NCBI's taxonomy places the organism in Eukaryota, Metazoa, Arthropoda, Insecta, Diptera, Stratiomyidae. The transcript has 2 exons. The record is from RefSeq and is a predicted model, not a curated record. Bases 62 to 394 code for a protein of 110 amino acids. Gene Ontology annotation, cellular component: nucleolus.